Messenger RNA from Effrenium voratum, 857 nucleotides. The record is from the annotation of a GenBank genome assembly. NCBI's taxonomy places the organism in Eukaryota, Dinophyceae, Suessiales, Symbiodiniaceae.
AGACACUGGCCAAGUAAAACUCAGCCCUCUUUUCAGCGCUGAAAUCCAGCCAUGGGUCAGUUGACGGACCUCAGGCUGGCGGAGGAGCUCGGCGCGCGGCAUGGAGUCAGAGGCACCAGCUUUCAAGAGCUGCCCGAGCUGAAAGAGCAUGUGGGGCGCGGGGUAUCUCUUGAGCAUUCCAAGGAGGAGUUGAAGAAGUCCAUCGACGCGAUGAACUCCGCGUGGGCCAGUGGGCGUGAGACGAUGGAGAAGAGCUACGGAAAGGUGCACACGCUCAAGAAGAACUUGGAUUCCAACUGGCAUGCUGGGCGGGAUGCGCUGGAGGCCGCCUGCACUCGUUUGCGCGACACCCUGGACAAGGCCGGCGAGGACCGCGUCCUUUGUGAAGAAGCACAGUCAAGCACCACGGAGGGACUGCCAGCGCUCUUCCUCAAACGGUUCAAGGAUCCGAUGCGCUUCGCACAGUUCCAGGGGGGCGUGAUUCAUGGGUGCACAAAGCAGUUCGAUUCGGACGAGUGCAACUGCCCCUCGGGCCAUGAGGAGCUGGGCUGCCAAGAUGCCGCCGACCCAGCCAGCUUUGAGCUGAAGUGCAGCAACGUCCUGAACACGCAGAUCCCGGCCGCCGGGGUGCUGGACUUCUUCAAGUCUGGGGGCUUGUGCAACAUCUCCAACCAUGAUGAGCUCUUCAAGCAGGUGGUUGACUCCGAGACGUUGCAUCACCUGGAGGAGUCCGGCAUGCCCUUGGACCUCGCAUUCCUCUGGGAAGCGUCUCGGCUCCGGCGACCGAAGCAACGAGGGAUGGACUUUCUCUCAGUGGCUUCGCCUGAGCGAAGACACCGUCAAGGCAGUGGAUAAAA